AUGGAUCAACAAUGUUGUAAUCACCAUCAUCAUCAUCACCUUUCAUUUCAUUAUUCUCUGGGGUCUCCUGAAUUUUUUUGGAGCCCUGGAUUUUUCUUUUUUCUGCUUUCUCAAUUUUGAGAGCUACUAAUCUGCUACUACAUGUUCAGAUUAAUUAGGUACCUUAUUGUCAGUGUGGAACCUGGCAUAUCAACCUAAAUGGGGUUGAAACUAACAAAGCAGGAACCACCCAAAAUCAACAGUCCAACAAAUUUGGAAAUACAUCAUCGCAUGAUCCAUUACCUUACCAAGAAUUUCAUUCGUAACUUGGUAUCCAAGCAAAGGAGAAGAAUUCUUAUUGCUGGCUAUGAUCUUGACAUGUCAUAUAUCACAGAUAGAGUUCUGGCAAUGUCAUUUCCUGCCGAACGUAUGAGAGCAGUGUAUAGAAAUCCUCUCUGGCAGGUUAAAUCUGUGUUGGAUAUGAGACAUCAAGAACAUUAUAAGGUCUAUAAUCUGUGUAUAGAAGAAAGUUAUGAUCCAGCACACUUCUACGGUCGUGUGGAAGCAUACCCUUUUGAUGACAAUCAUGUGCCAUCUCUUCAAAUGGUUAAAAAUUUCUGCGAAAGUGUCGAUUCAUGGCUGUCAAAAGACCCGAGAAAUAUUGCUGUUAUUCAUUGCAUGGCAGGUAAAGGUAGAACUGGCUUAAUGGUGAGUGCAUACCUAGCUUAUUGCGGCAUGUCAGCAGAUGAAGCUCUUCAAUUAUAUGCAGAUAGAAGAACAACAAAUAAUGAAGGAGUAUCAAUACCGAGCCAACGUCGUUACGUAGGGUACUGGGAAAGUCUGCUUUCUGUCCCUAGAGGGAUUGGAUAUGGAUCUCCAAUUGUGAAUUUGCCUCCACCCUGUAGCAGAGAAUUACGGCGAAUCCGAUUGUACGAUACUGCAAACAUUGACACGGUUUUCUUUGUUAUAUCAGAACUGCAGGAGAUUCCUAACGAGGUCUACCGUCCAGCCAUCGAAAUUUGUAGGAGCUGCUGUAGAGAGGUUAAGAAAGGUUAUCAAAGAACAAACAGUCCGCGCUAUUAUAUUUCUAUACCUGAAGGUGAUGAAGAUGGAAAACAAUCGGAAAUAGAAGAACCUCGUGUCGUAGUUCAAAUGGAUACAGAAACUCCUGCGAUAUACCAGAAAUCUUGUUUGGACCAUUAUUUUGAUAAACCUAUACAGGUAAUAGGAGAUGUUCGUGUGAUAUUCUAUGAGAAAAUGAUCGGAGGCCGUCUUUUCUACUGUUGCUUUAAUACAGCUUUUAUUAGGAACAGCUUACUACAGCUCACAGUAAAGGAUUUGGACAAAGUUGGGAAGAAAGGAAGAUCGAUUUGUGGACCUACAUUCUGCGUAGAAUUAUUGUUUGGACCUGCGAACACAGGAUACACGUCUUCAAAUAUAUCUCUUGGGGAAAAUUUCACCGAUGAUUCACUAUAAAAAUACAAGUCAUGUCCAUUCGAAAAAUAAUAUGAAAGGUCGUGUCCGAUUCUUCACGCAACCUGUUGUAAUAUAUUUCCUGCAAAACGAUCCCAACAAUGAGAGUCCCUUACUGUGUUUUUGUAAUUUCAUCAGCUGUCUUCUCGUCUAAUUUUUUCAUUGGCGAAAGGCCUAAAUGUAAUUUUUUGUAUUGUUUAUUGAUUGAAUAGCAUUUUGCAGAUGAUAAAA
Vicia villosa (hairy vetch) is the source of this 1683-nucleotide messenger RNA. Its product is annotated as phosphatidylinositol 3,4,5-trisphosphate 3-phosphatase and protein-tyrosine-phosphatase PTEN1. The transcript has 8 exons. Gene Ontology annotation, cellular component: cytosol. Bases 199 to 1455 code for a protein of 418 amino acids. Gene Ontology annotation, biological process: phosphatidylinositol dephosphorylation. Gene Ontology annotation, molecular function: protein tyrosine phosphatase activity; phosphatidylinositol-3,4,5-trisphosphate 3-phosphatase activity. The record is from RefSeq and is a predicted model, not a curated record. Lineage: Eukaryota; Viridiplantae; Streptophyta; Magnoliopsida; Fabales; Fabaceae.